Trematosphaeria pertusa is the source of this 1032-nucleotide messenger RNA. RefSeq names its product DUF947-domain-containing protein. The record is from RefSeq and is a predicted model, not a curated record. NCBI's taxonomy places the organism in Eukaryota, Fungi, Ascomycota, Dothideomycetes, Pleosporales, Trematosphaeriaceae. Gene Ontology annotation, biological process: maturation of SSU-rRNA from tricistronic rRNA transcript (SSU-rRNA, 5.8S rRNA, LSU-rRNA). The transcript is spliced from 2 exons. Gene Ontology annotation, cellular component: nucleolus; 90S preribosome. The coding region runs from base 1 to 1032 and encodes 343 amino acids.
AUGCCGCUCUCCACGAAAUUAGACCGCAAGCUGCGGGCUGCGGAAGAAAGUUCGGACGAUGAAGAAUACUACGAAGUCACCGAUCGGUCAUCUCCGUCCGUAAUCGAAACUGGCGAGGGCGCAGACAUAGUGAGCUCAGAGGAUAGUGGCGAUGGCGACGAAUCGGGGGCUGAGGAAUUGGAUGCGGAAGACGGCAGUGUCCAUGUGCAGAUGAGCAAAGUCUCUUUCGGAGCAUUGGCCAAAGCGCAAGAUGAGCUCUCCGAGCAGCAAUCGGCCGGUCGAAAGCGGAAGCGGGACGAAGAGACAUCGAAACUACAGGAAGACAAGCUGCAAGCGCUGAGGGAACGGCUACAGGAGAUCAAGGCGGCAAAGCUUGCUCAGGGUGCUAAACCUGGCAAAAUGUCAAAGCUCCGUAGGGGAAGGGCGGUCGACGAAGACAGCUACCAAGAGCCGGAGGGUGAGGAUGAUGAUGGCGGCUCUUCAGGCUCUGAUGCGCCUCCACAUGCCCGAUCCAGCAAGCACGCACCAGCAGUCCAGUCAAGCAAGCGGCCCGUCACUCGUAAGCGGAGGGUCGUUGAAGUCAAGAAGCCUACAUUCCGAGACCCUCGCUUCGACAAUGUUUCCGGCCCGCGACCCGACGAAAACAUCCUCAAGAAGCGGUACGACUUCUUAAACGACUAUCGGGCAUCUGAGAUGGGAGAGUUGCGGGACGCCAUAAAGAAGACGAAGAACGAGGCGGACAAGGAAAAGCUCAAGAAGAAGCUGAUGUCUAUGGAGUCACAGCAAAAGACACGUGAAGCAAAGGAGAAGCAACUGGACAUCCUCCAGGAACACAAGAAGAAAGAGAAAGAGUUGGUCAAGCAAGGAAAGAAGCCAUUCUACCUGAAGAAGUCCGAGCAAAAGCAGAUCGCAUUGGUCGACCGCUUCCAGAACAUGAAGGCGAAACAGCGCGACAAGGUCAUCGAACGGCGUCGCAAGAAGAUGACCGCGAAGGAACGGAGGAACAUGCCCGCGGAAAGGCGUACGGUAUGA